CAAACUCCAAACCCAAGGUUACGGGUCACGUGAUUCCAUCGUUUAUCAUGGAUUUCAAGCUCACUUGUUGAGAGCUGUAGAGAGAGAGAGAGUGCGCGCGUGUGUGUGAAGGUGUUAUUGAUCUUGAAUUCUCAGAUCGAGGUACCAGUGGAAUGAGAUUGAGAAAGAAAGAGAUAUAGAGAUCCUCGCCUGAAUUUGACUUAUAAUUAUGGCGGAUUUAGAUUUUCUGCCGGAAGGUUGGACUGUAGAAGUGAAAGUACGGAAAAACGGGAAGAAGGACAAGUACUACAUUGAUCCUCUAAAGGGAUACAUAUUCCAGUCUAGAAAGGAUGUAUUGCGAUAUUGUGAAAAUGGAGAACUGGGAAAGUAUGUAAAAUCCAAAGACAAAGACAUUGCUGAUGGGGAAAUGGAGGAUGAUAAGGUAUUAAUACCAGUUGCCAAGGAACAAAGUUUAUCAGAUAGCUCACCAAAAACAGAGGUAUCCCUGAACCGGGAUUCAAUUCUGAACGAAGCUGUAGAGAACAAAAAGACUUGUGAAUCCACCAACCCUAAAAAGAGUUCCCCAGAUGCAGAGCUCAUAGAAAAUCAAUGUAAACAAAGCUCUGUAACGUCAUGCCCUAUCUCAUCAGAAAGUGGGCAGAAGGGUGAGUCUUCCAUGCACAAUUCAAUCACAGAUCUUUUAGGCGAAGAAAUUCCAACCGACGACAAGCGAGGAAAAAAUGUAAAUGGAGAUAGCAAGCCCAGACUUGUUGGUAAGUUGAAAUGCAGAAAACCAACUGAAUUUCCUCGCCGUUCUUCAAAGCGACUUGCAGGCCUUCAAAUUGACCAACCACUGGAGAUUAAAACCAAGACUCGAGCUGGUGGCAAUUUAGAAACCGAGAAUACAACUAAGAAGUUAGAGCCAAAUUGCGAAAACCAGACUGAUUUGCCUCGACGGGCUUCAAAGAGACUUGCUGGCAUCGAUAUCGGUCCACAACUGGAACAGAAACCGACCACUCGUGCUCGUCAGGUUUCAUCUAAAUCGUUAAUCGACGAAAAAGUGCAAGAAUCAUCUAAGGUCAUGCCAGCACCAGCAAUCUUAUCUAUUCCUGGAAACGAUAAAACAGUUGAAGAAUCCGGAUUACCAUCCGAACCGGUGUUGAGCGAUAUCUGGAUGGAUCCGUGUUUUGAGUUUGCGGUAAAAACUCUUACAGAUGUGAUUCCAGUUGAAGAUCAUCUAAAAACUCUACAACCAUCCGAACACUUGUGGGAAGAAGACCCGUGUAUUCAAUUUGCUGUCAAAACACUGACUGGCGAUAUCCCAUUAGUAGAUGAUUUUGGUGUUGAAGAAUUCCUCAGAAAACAUAUGACCAAGAAUCAGACUGGUGGUAUUCAAAACACACUCUUUCCAGCUUUUCAUUCAGAUUCUAGCUCAUAUCUUGAUUCUAUGGAGAAAAAUGCAUCGAAGCAACCAAUUAUGAAUCAUUCCCGAAACAGUUCGACGAAAACUCCAGUUGAGAACAAAAUAAAUUGACAUUUGCUAACGGAAUGGAAUGGAAAUAUGGAAUGGAUCAUCAAUGAAAAGGAAAAGCAAUGUUGUUGUACAGGUUAGACAUCAAAUUUAGCUAAAAUAUGUGACUCCCUUUUAUUAACUUGUUUAUUUGGUUGGAGUUUUCUUAGUCUUUUCAAUAAACAGAUGAGAUAUAGGCGGUUUGACUGUUGAAAUUUCAGAUUAAACUUCUUUUUAGGUGAAGAAUGGUUGAUGAGGGAUGAUUUCUAGAAAGAAAAUAUAAUCUGAAUUUAUGGGUCAAUCUUCUUUCCAUCACAUGUAUGUUGUACUCUUAAAUAUUGCUGGAUUUUGGUGCAUUAUCAGAUUUUACAAUUAAUGUAAAUAUGUUCUUAAAUAAAACUACUUCAAUUGGAAGUAUUAGUUGCUUAUGUUCUUA
Molecule: messenger RNA, 1925 nt
Organism: Impatiens glandulifera
Lineage: Eukaryota; Viridiplantae; Streptophyta; Magnoliopsida; Ericales; Balsaminaceae
Product: methyl-CpG-binding domain-containing protein 13-like
Exons: 4
Coding region: 209-1513 (434 amino acids)
Molecular function (GO): DNA binding
Source: RefSeq, a predicted model, not a curated record